GUUAUUUUGUCUUCUCUUCCUUCUCCAAUCUUUCUCACCAUCACCCCUCUUAGCUACGUCUUAAUUCGAAAGACUCUCACGCUACAUCGCCACAGACACCAUUGACCAACGUCUGAGUUGCAAUUCCUCCGUGCUCGCCCUUAACCACCUGACCACACACUUAAUACAAACUUUCUAAUAUGGAGCAAGACAGAAAGCACAUGGAAAUGGAUGACGAGCAAAAGCUGGAGGAUUUGCGGAAGCGUCUCCAAAAAGAGAAAGAGAUCAAGGCAGCCACUAUGAAAUUGCGCGACUUUCAGCAAUCUGAAGUUGCUAAAGCAGCAUGCGAUGCCACAUUGGCAGAGUCACAGCAGCGCAUCAACUAUUUUCAAAAUGAGUUUGAUAAACUCCAACUCAAGAAGCAGGAGAAUUCACCAAGAGUGCCUCGGACACAGAUCCCAAUUACCCUUCCUAGUCUUGAAAACGCCCCACCCAUGAUGAAGGCUGGGCUCGAGCACCAAGCGCGAUCAUAUGCUGAUAACCGUGCAAUGCAUUACAGAAAGCCAUCAACUUCAAUCUCACAGUAUCCUGAUGACUUCAUCUCUCAUAAACCACUUUCGACAGUUGAUCUGUUGAAGGCACCGACCCCCAUCACUACAAAAAAAGUUACUUAUAAAUUACGCGAGUUGGCCUACAAGCUGGACAUUGAGAAGAAGGUCAAGAUUGCUUCUGAGAGGUUAGAGCAAUUGGGGAUGUCUGCAAAGGACGGUAAUGCUGAGAGCAGUGAGAGGGUUGUUUUGCUAAAGCGUGCACUUCAAAAGUACCAAGGACUUUACAUCCCUGGCCAAGAGGACGAUAUCACAAAUACCCCUGGUACAGCCCUGAGGCGACCGAUGACUGGAACACUUUAUGUUCGUAUCAGUGGGCUCAAACAUCAAAACAACGCACCCACACGCAACUCAAAAACGGCAGAAUCUAUGGCUUGUAUCAAAAUCGAUGGAGCUCCUCGUGCAAAAACAAGGAUGGCUCGUAAUACCCCGCACGGCAUUCGGUGGAACGAGGAUUUUGAGGUACCUGUUACAAAAGCAAGCGAGAUUGAAAUCACCGUUUUUGAUAAACCAGACCAAACACCUGUACCUAUCGGGAUGUUCUGGCUAAAGAUAUCUGAUCUCAUAGAAGAACUCCGUCGAAAAAAAGUGGAAGCUGAUAAUGAUGCUGCAUGGGUGGCAGCUAAUGCUCAGGAAUUGGGGAGCAGGCCACCGACUAUUCGACCAGGAACUGGACCUCUAGGAGACAACCCUAUCAAUGGCGUUGAAGGUGUUGAGGCGUGGUGGGAUCUUGAGCCCAUUGGGCAGAUCAGCUUGAAAUUCAACUUUGUGAAGGAUGUUGCUAUCAGGAAGCGUCCAUCCAAACUGGGACGCCAAGGCGCAGUUCGAAAACGUAAAGGAGAGAUCACAGAAGUUCAAGGACACAAGUUUGUAUCCCAAAAGUUUUUCCAAAUUAUGUGUUGUGCUCUCUGUGCAGAACUGUUUACUGGCAAGGGUGCACAGUGCGAAGACUGCAAGUUUACUUGCCAUCAAAAAUGUGCUGAGAAAGUUUUUAUUAAAUGCAUUUCCUCCAAGAGUACUGAAGAUCCUGAUGAAGCCAAGCUCAAUCACCGUAUUCCUCACCGUUUCGAAACCUUCACCAAUCUUUCGCCAACUUGGUGCUCUCAUUGUGGGCAUAUGCUUACGUUCGGUCGCCGGCACAAGAAAUGCUCUGAAUGUCCUGUCGUAGCUCAUGAGGGCUGCAGCGACCUUGUCCCUAACCAUUGCGGAAUGCCAGCCGAAACAGCAAACAAAUUGAUGGAGGAAAUCAGGCGACGCACCCAAAAUGCACGUGUUGCCCCAGCUUCUACCAAGGCAUCCAAACCACCUUCAUAUGACUCUGUUUUCCUUGAUAACAACGUAUCAUCCCUUAGGCCUGCACCCCCAAUCCCGCAGGGGGGGCGUCCUCCGCUUCCGACAAGACCGGACAGUCGUCCAGACUAUAGCUCUUCCGACACGGAUGUUAAUCAGCAGAGACUUCAACAUCAGAUGCAACAACUCCAGUUACAGCAUCACCAGCACUACCAACACUAUCAACAACAACAGCUGCAGUUGCAGCAACAGCAACAAUUACAGAAGCAUCAACAACAGCAGCAGCAGCAGCAGAAGCAACAGCAGCACGAUUAUGAACAGCAGAUGCGGAAGUUGGAACAACAACGUUAUUAUGAACAGCAUCAAAUACAGCAACAGAAAAAUGCUCUUUUACAACAGCAACUUCAAUUGCAAGGACAACAAUUUAAGCAGAAGCAACAGCUUGAAAAAGAGAGACCUCAGCCCCCUACUCAGGAGAAAUACACUCACCCAGAAGACAAGUUCCGCAAUGAGCAAGCGCGUUUGGAGCAAUAUCGUCUUGAACAAGAAAAGAAACAACAGAAGACACCGCCUGUCGCAUCUCAUCAUCAGGAGCAGAGGCCGUUAGUCAUGCCUACGGCCCACAUGCCCACACUGAAGAUCGUGAACAAGCAGCCUCCGAAACCCACACGCAAGUAUGGACUGGAUGACUUCCAUUUUUUGGCUGUACUUGGCAAAGGGAACUUUGGAAAGGUGAUGUUAGCGGAAGACAAGAAGGGGGCAGAGCUCUAUGCCAUCAAGGUCCUAAAGAAGGAGUCAAUCGUUAAACAAGAUGAAGUUGAAAGCGCUCGAUCAGAAAAGAGAAUAUAUCAGGUUGCAAACAAGGAGCGUCACCCUUUCUUGACAACACUGCAUUCUUGCUUCCAAACUGAGACUCGACUCUAUUUUGUGAUGGAAUAUGUCCGCGGAGGGGAUCUUAUGAUGCACAUCCAGAAGGAUAAGCGGUUUGGUGAACAGCGGGCUAAAUUUUAUGGAUGCGAGGUUUUAUUGGCUUUGCAAUAUUUCCACCAAAAUGAUAUUAUAUACCGUGACCUUAAACUAGACAACAUUUUGUUGACUGUAGAUGGACAUAUCAAGAUUGCAGAUUAUGGGUUAUGCAAAGAAAACAUGCCUUAUGGUGCAACGACAAGGACUAUUUGCGGUACGCCAGAAUUCAUGGCACCCGAAAUCUUGGAAGAACAACCGUAUGACCGCGCUGUGGAUUGGUGGGCCUUUGGAGUGCUGAUGUAUGAGAUGAUGCUGAGAAGGGCACCGUUCUCAGGCGAGGAAGAAGAUGACAUCUAUGACUCGAUCCUGGAGGAUGAACCAACUUAUCCCCCAGGGUUUGGACGUCAUGAACAAGCGUUGUUACAAUCGUUACUUGUCAAGGUCCCAAGUCUCCGCUUGGGAUCAGGGCUAACAGAUGCAGAAGAGAUCAAGGCGCAUGCGUACUUUCGCAAUGUAAACUUUGAUGAUGUUUAUCACAAGCGUAUCCGACCUCCGUUUAUACCAAAAAUUUCAUCAGCGACAGAUGUGUCCAACUUUGACUCUGAGUUUACAAGUGAGGCACCUGGUGAGACACCAACGGAUUAUCGCCUCAAUAAUGUUGAGCAGGAUUUUUUCAAAGGCUUUUCCUACGUUUCUCCUUGGGCCACGCGUUAAACAAGCUCUAUUUAAAGUAGCAAUUAAAAAGAAUCAAGCAGAAAAUAUUAU
Molecule: messenger RNA, 3608 nt
Organism: Lobosporangium transversale
Lineage: Eukaryota; Fungi; Mortierellomycota; Mortierellomycetes; Mortierellales; Mortierellaceae
Exons: 10
Coding region: 180-3557 (1125 amino acids)
Biological process (GO): protein phosphorylation
Molecular function (GO): ATP binding; protein serine/threonine kinase activity
Source: RefSeq, a predicted model, not a curated record